AUGAUACUGACGAAGGGAGAUAUUCUGUUUGGGUCUGGAUCGGUUAUGAGACGGCUCAGUCUCCGGCCGGGGAUACAUAGGCGUUCUAGUUCCGCACACCUGCCCAGUCGCAGAACGAUCGAAGAACAUCCCGAAAAGGUGGAAUCCGCAGACAACAGUCAUAUGGAUGAGAUGGCGCAACGCAAAUCGGAACACGAUCCUGAGAAAGGGCGCACCAUCCUACCCAUGUACAGCUUCGGAACGAUCGGACGGAGCAAGACAUUGAGGCGCAAAAGCAGUUCUCGGCAGCCUUCCAGCCCUGAUUCGCAAACCUGCGUUGGCAAGGGGGAGGGAAGCCAUGAAAGCCUUGAAAGCCCUUCCAUGAAGUCCUCGAUCCGAACGAUAUUCAACUCGAUGUCUCUACGAAAGGCAAAGAGAAAUCGUCGUAUGGGCUUGGCUGGUGGAGGGGGAUGA
Molecule: messenger RNA, 453 nt
Organism: Aspergillus melleus
Lineage: Eukaryota; Fungi; Ascomycota; Eurotiomycetes; Eurotiales; Aspergillaceae
Exons: 1
Coding region: 1-453 (150 amino acids)
Source: RefSeq, a predicted model, not a curated record